GUAGCGGAGGAGGAGAGCUUGGCGCUGACACCGGCGCAGGAGCUACGAAAGCGAGUGCGACUUCAGCUUUCUGACACCCUUUGCCUCCCUGGCUCUUCUCUUGUCCGCUUUGAGCGUUUCUGCAGCCUGUGAUCCCCUCCCUUGGCUGGCGGCUGCAGAAUACAAUGGAACAUAUGGAAGGUUCUGAUCAAAAUAUAAAUAUAAAGGAAGAAUCACUUCCAAGUGAAGUGGAAGGUAGAAGUGUAAUUCAUCAUGUUACUGAAGAAGAACAAGGACAACUACUUUUUCAUGAAGAAACCAUUGAUCUUGGUGGUGAUGAAUUUGGGUCUGAAGAGAAUGAAACUAUCUCAGAGGAUUCAAAUAAUUUCAUAGAUAAGCUUAAUGAACACAUGAUGGAAAGUGUGAUUAUUUCUGAUUCUCCCAACAACAGUGAAGAUGAUACAGGUGAACUUGGUUGCUUGCAGGACAUUGUGGAGACUGCAGAAGACAAAAGUGAUCAUAGUUUGGAACAAGUACUAGAUAAAGAAGAGAUUGUAACACUGAGUAAUGAGAGUGAAACUGAUCAUGAUGAUACACCUAAAGACAUUUCUGACAUGACAAGUGACAGCAGAACAUCUUUGAAAGAAGAACUGACUCAAGAAGAAACAAAAGAUGAGUCCAUGUUUGAAAAUGAAGGGACAGUUCAAUCAGUUCCAAGUGAUAACAAAACUAAUCCACAGGAACAGAUGUCAGAAAUCUCUUCUAAUCAGUCGUCUAAAGAUGUUCCUAUUCCUGUGUGUACUAUUUUCAGCCAAUCAAAUCAAGUUAAUUCUCAGCCUCAGUUGUUCCUUCAUGAUGGAUUUGAACCUCAGAUGGUGAAAUCUCCCAGUUUUAGCAGUGCAAGUGAAACGUCCGCCAAAACCCCACCACAGGUGGUUCAGCCAAGCCCUAGCCUAAGCAAGUUUUUUGGAGAUACUGUUAAUACUAAUUCCUUGGCUUCUGAUUUUUUUGAUUCAUUUACUACUUCCACUUUUAUUUCUGUCAGUAAUCCUAAUGCAGGCACUUCAGUGCCUGAAAAACUAUCUUCACUCUCUACCCCAGUGGGAGAGAGUUCUCCUGAUUCUGCUGAUCCUUCAUACUCCAUGGGGAUUGAAAGAUCAGAAUCUGGUGUUUCCACAGCAUCUCUAGAAACUUCUCAAUCUCCAAAGCCAUUCUCACAGAUCCAGGCUGUGUUUGCAGGGAGUGAUGACCCCUUUGCCACAGCUUUGAACAUGAGUGAAAUAGAUCGAAGAAAUGAUGCCUGGCUUCCCAGUGAGGAAACAAGAAAUGUUUUAAUUUCUGUAGCAACUCAACAGUAUAGCACAGUAUUCAUAGACAAAGAAAAUCUCACCAUGCCAGGCUUAAAAUUUGAUAAUAUUCAGGGAGAUGCAGUCAAAGAUUUGAUGCUUCGUUUCCUCGGUGAACAAGCUGCAGCAAAGAGACAAGUUUUGAAUGCAAACUCAGUGGAACAAUCUUUUGUUGGAUUGAAACAGCUAAUUAAUAGCAAAAACUGGAGGGCAGCAGUUGACCUGUGUGGACGACUUCUUACAGCCCAUGGUCAAGGCUAUGGCAAAAGUGGACUACCUACCAGUCAUACAACAGAUUCUCUGCAGCUCUGGUUCGUAAGACUGGCCCUGUUAGUGAAACUGAGCCUUUUUCAGAAUGCUGAAAUGGAGUUUGAGCCUUUUGGGAACCUGGACCAGCCUGAUCUUUAUUAUGAGUACUACCCUCAUGUGUAUCCUGGGCGAAGGGGCUCAAUGGUGCCUUUCUCAAUGAGGAUUUUACAUGCAGAGCUUCAGCAGUAUCUGGGAAACCCUCAAGAGUCACUUGAUAGACUGCACAACCUGAAAACCAUCUGUAGUAAGAUACUGAGAAAUUUGGAACAAGGCUUAGCUGAAGAUGGAAGCAUGAAUAACAUUACACAAGAAAAUAGGCAUGCCUCUGUUCAGCUGUGGAGGUCACGUCUGGGCCGGGUGAUGUACUCCAUGGCAAACUGUCUGCUAAUGAUGAAGGAUUAUGUACUUGCUGUAGAUACAUAUCAUUCAGUUAUCAAAUACUACCCAGAACAAGAGCCUCAGCUGUUGAGUGGAAUUGGAAGAAUUUUCCUUCAGGAAUGACCAGCAGGAUGAAUACAGAGAGGACUGGCGAGACUUACAUGAACUGAUGCUGAGUGAAAUGAGCAGAACCAGGAGAUCAUUAUAUACCUCAACAAUGAUACUGUUUGAGGAUAUAUUCUGAUGGAAGUGGAUCUCUUUGAGAAAGAGAGCUAAUUCAGUUUCAAUUGAUCAAAGAUGGGCAGAAGCAGCUACACCCAAAGAAAGAACACUGGGAGAUGAAUAUAAACUGCUUGCAUUUUUGUUUUUCCUCCCGGAUUAUUUAUACCUUCUGAACUCAAUUCUCCCUCUGCAACAAGAAAACUGUUCGGUUCUGCACACAUAUAUUGUAUCCAGGAUAUACUGUAACCUAUUCAACAUGUAAAGGAUUGUUUGCCAUCUGGGGGAGGGAGAGGGAGGGGAAAAAUCGGAACAGAAAUGAAUGCAAGGAAUAAUGCUGUAAAAAAUUACCCUGGCAUGAGUUCUAUCAAUAAAAAGUUAUUAAAAAAAAAAAGAAUGGUUGAAUAAAUUGUCAUAUAUGAAUAUUAUGGAAUAUUAUUGAUCUGUAAGAAAUGACCAGCAGGAUGAUUUCAGAAAGGCCUGGAAUGACUUACAUGAACUGAUGCUGAAUAAAAUGAGGAGGACUAGGAGAUCAUUAUAUACUUCAACAACAAUACUAUAUGAUGAUCAAUUUUGAUGAUCGUGGCCAUCUUCAACAAUGAGAUGAACCAAAUCAGUUCCAAUAGAGCAGUAAUGAAUUGAACCAGCUUCACCCAGCAAAGGAACUCUGGGAGAUGACUAAGAACCAUUACAUAGAAUUCCCAAUCCCUAUAUUUUUGUCCACCUGCAUUUUUUAUUUCUUUCACAGCUAAUUGUACACUAUUUCAAAGUCUGAUUCUUUUUGUACAGCAAAAUAACUGUAUGGACAUGUAUACAUAUAUUGUAUUUGACUUAUACUUUAACAUAUUUAACAUGUAUUAGUCAACCUGACAUCUGAGGGAGGGGGAGGAGGAAGGAGGGGAAAAGUUGGAACAAAAGGUUUUGCAACUGUCAAUGCUGAAAAAUUACCCAUGCUUAUAUCUUGUAAAUUAAAAGCUAUAUAAUAAUUUUUUUUAAAGUUAAAAAAAAAAAAGAAAUAUGAGAAAUAUUCAUGUUGGCCAUAAGAAUUAAAAGCCAUAUUAUUGACAUAUGCAAAAAAAAGUUUAUUUUAAAAAAACCAUGUUAUCGGCGAGAAUAAAACUUAUAACAAGAUAAAUGGGUCUAAAACUAUUUGGAUUCCCUAUUUUAAUUGUUUUCAAUUCCUCUAUGGUUUAGGUAGAUUUGUUGCAGGAAUCCUGGAGAAAACAAUAUCUAAUUGGAAUCUCUUCAGUUAGGAAAUGAGUCAGACUACAAAGCUAAUCCUAUGUGAUCCAAUUCAUUCUCAGUAUUUUAUGUGUGAUAUUAUUUGUUAUUUUCCCAAUUACAGUUUUACUCUCAGAAUUGGCAUUUACCAAAACAUAGAAGGAUUGACAAAAGGAAGUUCUUUGACUGCAUGUCAGAAUUCUCAACAUUAAAUAAACAUUUAUAAAACCAAUCCUUCACAAAGGUUUCCUGUUAUCAAAAACUAGAUAUUGGCUUUCUUCUACUUUGAUUCUUAAUUACUAUGUCAUCUCAUCAAUGUGGUUAAUUUUCCUGGCCAUCAGCAACUUCUUCUUUUCUAAGUAACCCUUAUCCAAAACUCUUGUUUGGCAUUUGAAACCCUUUCCAACUUAGUUCCAAUCUAAGAUCCUAGCCUUAUGACACAUUUUUCUUUUCAUGAAGUCUUUGGCCCAACCAAACUAGCCACUGUAAUAUUCUGGUUAGGUUUCUGGAGGUCUUGGUACUAGCCUUGGUUCAGCAGAAUAAUCACCAUAAGAAUAGUCAAGAAUAAAGUCCAAAGUCUUUAUUGUCUCCAUCAGUCUCCCAGUCUGCAUCAACAGUCUCAGGCAGUCAGCCAGUGGUGACAAAACAUAGCGUUGCUUUCUAGAGCUCCCACACUGGAUUAAAAUAUAAUGUCCAGACUACCUCUCUGGAGGAUCUCAGGACCAGCCCAAGUCCUUGGUCUUCUUGGAGUAGUGAAGGCAGGAGAACCACCACGAGGCUGGUCAAGUCUUCUCUGUCUAUCUCUGAGUCUGUCUUCCCUCCCAAAUCUAUUAGCUCUUAUAUACUCUUAUUAUAAGUACAUCAUCAUAGAUGUUAAUCUUUUAGAAUAGGUGCCAACUUGUAGAAAUAUACUAAGUACAUGUAAACUAGAGAGUCAUUAUCUCAAUUCCACUGAGUUAACACCUAUUGUAAGAUUACUUAUUUCAGGUACACUUUUCCCUCUACAAGCCUCCUUGCUGUUUCUCAAACAUGACAUUCUUAUCUCUUCUCUUUCUGUCUUUCUAUUGUUUUGUUUUCUUUUUUUUUCUUUCGCAAUUUGGGUUAAGGUUCUUGCCCAGGUUCACACAGGUAGGAAGUGUUAAGUGUCUGAAGUUGGAUUUGAGUUCAGGUCCUCCUGACUUCAGGGCUGGUGUGCUAUCCAUUGCACCACUUGGCUGCCCCCUCCAUGUCUUUCUAUAAAUUAUUUCUCAUGGCUGAAAUCUGCUCCCUUGUCAUUUCCACUUCUUAGAGUUGUUAGUUUCUUUCAAAACUUUCAAAUCUCCUAUAUAAAACCUUCAUUGUAAUCUUCACAAAUGUUAAUAAGGCUAAGAAGUACAGUGGAUAGAAGGCUGAACCUGGAUUUAGAAAAGUUGAAUCCAACCUCAUAUAUUUGCUGGCUAUCUUAAAUAUUGUCUGUUUCCUCUUCUGUCAAAUGGGAAUAAAAAUUGUUGUGAGGAUUAAAGUUAGAUAUUUGUAAAGCACUUUGCAAACUUCAAAGCUCUACAUACAUAUAUUUGAAUUAUCAUCAUGAGUACUGUAAUAUAAGAUGCCUAGAUAUCUCAUGAAAUGUUUUUUGUUGCCAUUUAAUACAACAAUAAAAUUCUGCCAGCUUCUUUAAUUAACUUCUCUUAAAGAAUCUGUGAACCAUUCUUUAAUUUACCUACAACUUUCUUUUACCUUCCGUUUUCUGUUAUGGAUAGAAUAUCAAGAUUGAUAUUCAACAAGAAUAUCAAGAUUUCAUUUCUUUAUGUCUAAUGAUUGGUCAGUUUCUUGGAGUGAUUUUCCUAAAAUGAAAGAAGGUUUCACUGUCAUCUCCCUAUUCUAUGUUGUCUCUGAGAUCAAAUAUAAAAUCCUCUUUUUGGAUUCAAAACUCUUUAAAACCUAGCCCUUGAAAGGGAUCCACAUGUACAAAAAUGUCAGUCCUUUCUGUAGUGUCAAGAAACUGGAAACUGAGUGGAUGCCCAUCAGUUGGAGAGUGGAAGAAUAAGUUAUAGUAUGUGAAUGUUAUGGAAUAUUAUUAUUGUUCUGUAAGAAAGUAGCAGCAGGAUGAUUUCAGAGAGGCCUGGAGAGACUUACAUGAGCUGAUGCUAAGUGAAAUGAGCAGAAUCAGGAGAUCAUUGUAAAUGGUAACAACAGAUUAUAUGAGAAUCAAUUCUGAUGGACAUGGCUCUUUCCAGUAACGAGAAGUUUCAGGCCAGUUACAGUGAUCUUGUAAUGAUGAGAGUCAUCUACACCCAGAGAGAGAAUUGUGGGAAUUAUGUGGAUCACAACAUUGCAUUUUCAUUCUUUUUGUUUGGGUUUGCUUAAAUUUUAUUUUCUUUCUCUCUUUUUUUUUUCACUUUUUGAUCUGAUUUUUCUUGUGCAGCAAGAUAAUUGUAUAAAUAUGUAUGUCUGUAUUGGAUUUAACAUAUAUUUUUACCACGUUUAACAUAUAUUGUAUUAUAUGCCAUCUAAAGAGGAGGGGGAAAUUUGGAACAAAAGAUUUUUCAAAGGUCAGUGUUGAAAAAUUAUUCUUGUAUAUGUUUUGAAAAUAAAAAACUUCAAUAAAAAAUGUCAAAAAAUAAAAAAAUACAACCUGGUCCCUUCCUCCCUUUCUAAUCUUCUCAUAUUGUACUCCUACCCCUACCUUACACAUGUUAUAAUCCAGCAACUCUGAUCUCCUUGCUAUUUCUCUCAUAAGAUAUUUCAUUUCUAGACUCUAGGUGCUUUCUUCGACUCCCUCCCAUGCCUAUAAUGUUCUUUUUCCUCCUCUCUACCUCCUGGAUUCCAUGUCUUCAUUCAAAUCUCAGCUAAAAUUCACCAUCUACAAGAAGCCUUUCCAAAUCAGCUUUAAUGUUAGUAGCUUCCCUCUGUUAAUUAGUCCCAGUUUAACCUGUAUAUAGUUUGUUUGUACAUAAUUGUGUGUAUCUCUCCCACUAGACUUGUGAGCUCCUUGAAAGAACGGACUAUUUUUUGCCUUCUUUGUACCCUCAGUACUUAGCAUGGUAUGCAGCACAUAGUAAGUAGUUAAUAAGUGUUUAUUGACUUAUAUAGAGAAUUUUAUCAGUUCAUAAGCUAAUGCCCAUAAAUGAUGCAAAAAAUAUGUCAUUCUUAGUCCCUCUUCCUCUUUUUCUGUCAUUGCCACUUCAGAAGCAAAAAGCAAAGGAUCAUUUUGUAUUUUUCAUGUAAUGGCAGAGCCAUUGAAUUAAUCUACUAAUGUCCAGCCCAACAAAGCUGACAAAUUGGUUCUCAGAUUAUGUUUGAAUCUUUUCUAACAUGGCAGACCGUCUCAGAACUUGUGCUGCCCUUACCAAUUCUUCAUAAGCUCAAAAAUACUUUGAUGCCAUAAUGAGCUACCAAAGUAGGAUGUAAUACAGACUUUAUAGUCACAAUUAUGUUAUUAACCCUUUAUAAUAUCUUUGAGCUUAUGAAUCACAUUGUGAACUUCAGAGAUUAAGAGGAUUCAUUCAGUAUAUACACCAGCAUUCAAGAACUCCGAUUAAUAUACAGAAAAUUCAGCCACAUAGUCAGUGUUGGAAGGAUCUUCCCAGGAGUCAUUUUGUCCAUUUUUUGGGACAAGAUGCUAAUCUGCAUUCUGACAGAAUCCAGCAAACCUGUUAGCAACAAUAUCAUGAGAGUUUAAAAAGAGGCCUUUAGAGGUUAUGUGAUAUGAUAAUUAGAGGCAGAAUUUAUUGGUAUAAGGAACUACUUAAGGAGGAAAGCCCUCUGUGAAUGCAGAUUGGUGCCAUCUCAACAACUUAUAUUCCUAAAGAGUUGUUUUCUCUCUCCUUGUCUAGGAAACACUCUCUUCUUUCCCCUUCACAGAAUUUCUCUCUUAAGACUUAUCUCAAUGACCACUCUAUUCAUGAAGUCUUUCCUAAUCCAACCAACUACUAGUGUCUG
Messenger RNA from Antechinus flavipes (yellow-footed antechinus), 7373 nucleotides. It is a transcript of the gene TRAPPC12, whose product is annotated as trafficking protein particle complex subunit 12. The record is from RefSeq and is a predicted model, not a curated record. Gene Ontology annotation, molecular function: protein binding. The coding region runs from base 165 to 2135 and encodes 656 amino acids. The transcript has 10 exons. Gene Ontology annotation, cellular component: TRAPP complex; Golgi apparatus. NCBI's taxonomy places the organism in Eukaryota, Metazoa, Chordata, Mammalia, Dasyuromorphia, Dasyuridae.